ACGACCAGUGGAGCACAGCGAUUUUGUUUUUAGGUCGCGGGAGGACGAGGAGGGAGAAAUGGCGAGCUCUUUCCUCGCGACGCCAUCGCGGCAUCUCGUCUGCUCUAAUCUAUCAGCGCGAGGAGUUAAAUCUCUUAGAACAGGAAUCCAAGCUCGUCCUCUGCACAAUCUAGGCAAACUAAGUUCUACAUGGAAGAAAAACGUAGACAAGGCACAAUGGAAGGCUGUUUUACAAGAGGACGCUCCCUACGCAGUGGCAAUCGGUGCUUGUGUUUUGAGCUCUUUGGUUCUACCAAGUGGACAAACCAAGCCCGAUGGCAGUGUUUUUGGUCCAGACGAUGUUCGCUACGCAGCAAUGGGGAUUAUAAGUUUCAUUCCUUUGUUCGACUGGCUGGCAUGGGUAUUUGCGUGGCUUGAUACAAGCAAACGAAGAUAUCUCGUCUUCUCGAUAGUUUAUCUUGCUCCCUACCUCAAGAGUGGGAUGUCUUUGUCGACAGAUGAUAGCUGGUUACCCCUAGCUAGUGUACUCGCAUGUAUACUCCAUGUCCAGCUUGAGAUUGCUGUGAACAACCAAAGCUUGGAAGAAGCGCAGAUAAAGGAGAACAUCACAAGGAUGCUGUUUGAGAAAACCAGAAUAAAAGAGCUGCGGGACCGGGGCACUGGACUUCUCUCGAGGCUACAAAAUCUCGCCGAGCAAUCCGCCCAUGCAGAAAAGCCAGAAGACUUCGAACAUGAAGCCACAAACAACGAGUUUGAGACAUGGGACGAGAAGUUCUUGCACAAGGUAAAGAAGAACAAGAGAGACGAGGUCGUAGACAGCAGUGAAAAGGCCAAAGAAUGAGUGUAGCUACCGACACACGACACACGACUGCGAAUAUAAAUAAGAAGCGAGCGUGAGCGCAUGAUCGCCUUUCAGAACGGGUCCUCAAGGUACGAACUAGUUUUCAUUAUCUUUGCAUUUUGCGUGGUUAAGGUCUAGUUUGGAGGAGUCGUGCUUUCGUGGCUUGACUGAGACGUGCUGUCAUUUUCCAACAAAGAGUGUUGGGUUGUCUUCACACCUUCCCGUCCUGUGACUCUGCUUGUGUGCCGCUCACCAGCCUGUGGAUAUUGACUCUUUUUUUCUUUAAUUCCUUGAAUUCCAGACUAGUUUCUUGGAUUUAUUCCAAACAGAUCGAUCGAUGUACAGUAAGAUACUAUAACUCGGUCGUCGUUGAAUUGAAACACCACCCUCUUGUUUCCUUGUGCAUGGUAAGUGUGUGUAUGAUCUGUGUGUGUAUCUCUGUCUUCAUUCUUUGUG
Molecule: messenger RNA, 1297 nt
Organism: Selaginella moellendorffii
Lineage: Eukaryota; Viridiplantae; Streptophyta; Lycopodiopsida; Selaginellales; Selaginellaceae
Exons: 8
Coding region: 59-841 (260 amino acids)
Source: RefSeq, a predicted model, not a curated record